AUGCCAAAUCCCCAGACAGGACUCAGACUCCGCAGGCCGUGUCUUCCGGUGUCCCCGCCCUUGGACAGUAGUGAGACAGAGCGCUGCUGGAGAGUAUCGCUGUUGAUUCUCUGGGAAUAUCUGGACUUUCUCCCGUCACUUUCCACUGUUCUCGGGUCAGAGGAGCGUGUGUACAGGAAAGAGCUGGACAAGUACAAGGACCUGGACGAAGAUGAGAUUCUGGGGAAGCUGUCGGCGGAGGAACUGAAGCAGCUGGAGUCUGCGCUGGAGGAGAUGGACCCAGAGAACGCCCUGCUCCCGGCUGGGAUGCGUCAAAAGGACCAGACGGCCAAAAAGCCCACCGGCUCGUACGACAGGGAGCGACUCAUGAAGUAUCUGGAGAAGGAGGCCAUGGAGCACAAGGACCGGGACGAUGUGGUUCCCUUCACCGGGGAGAGGAAAGGUAAAGUUUUUGUCCCGAAACAGAAACCAAUCGACACACGUCUUGAAGAAGUCACAACCCUCGACCCUGAAAUAGAAGAAGCCUUAUCCAGCGCCUCAGACACAGAACUGCGAGAUCUUGCAGCGAUCCUGGGAGUUCACACACUGGUCACCAAUAAUCAGACUUAUGACGGAAGCGGCAAGGGCGGCUACAACAAUGUGGUGAAGGGAGAGAAAAUGAACCCGGUUUUUGACGAUCCUCCAAACUCCACCAACGUUGAGGAAACUCUACAGAGGAUAAAAACCAACGACAGCACUUUAACAGAAGUCAACCUCAACAACAUUAAGAACAUUCCUAUUCCUACAUUGAAAGACUUGGCGAAAGCCAUGGAGACCAACACACACGUAAAGAAGUUUAGUCUGGCGGCGACGCGGAGUAACGACCCCAUCGCCGUGGUGUUCGGGGAGAUGUUGAGGGAGAAUAAGUCGCUAAAGAGUUUAAACCUGGAGUCAAACUUCAUCACAGGAGUCGGAGUGAAAGCUCUUGUGGAUGCGCUACGAGACAACGACACACUCAUAGAGAUCAAAAUAGACAACCAGAGGCAACAGCUGGGCACGACUGUAGAGAUGGAAAUCGCUAAAAUGUUAGAAGAAAACCAGACGAUAAUAAAGUUUGGAUACCAUUUCACUCAACAGGGACCAAGGUCUCGAGCCGCCGCAGCCAUCACCAAGAACAAUGACCUGGCCUCCUCUAUCUUCAAAGCGCUCAUGGCUCAGUGCGCAGGAGGCGAGUGGAGGGCGAUCUCUGAGAAGCGGGGAAUCAUCUCCGCCCCACGACCCCUGGGACCCCUGUGGGACCCCUGCCAGCUCCAGAACAUGGCGGACUACUCCCCCGUGCUGCCGCUACGGGAGGCUGGAGGAGGCUUCGGUCAGCCCAUCUUCCCUCGCUCCCGGUCCGGCUCCGAGUCCGACAGCGAACUGUCCCAGAGCCUCGCCCGCACCAAGAUCCGCUCGUACGGGAGCACCGCCACCGUGUCUGCCUCUCUGGGGGAGAAGUUUGUGGAGCAUCGGGUUACGGACAGCGACACUCUGCAGGGCAUCGCACUCAAAUACGGCGUCACGAUGGAGCGAAUCAAACGAGCAAACAAGCUGUUCAACAACGACUGCAUUUUCCUCAAGAGCAUUCUGAACAUCCCGAUGGUCACUCAGAGACGCUUCAUUUUUAACGGAUUCUCUCUGGAAUCGCCCGACAACGACUCGGACUCGCCUUCACUGGUGACACAGGACAUAGAGGAACCUUCUCCUUGCCACACGCCUCCUCCCCCCCCUGAAGACCCAGGCCAGCAGCAGAAACCAGAGGAGCUGUCCGCCAAAGACUUCUUACAGAGACUGGACUUGCAGAUAAAGCAGUCAAAGCAGGCAGCUCAGAAGCUCAAAGAAGAGGAGACGAGGAGCGCUGAGGAUGACUACACGGCCCCAAAGUCGUCCUACCAAGAAAUCUGA
Knipowitschia caucasica is the source of this 1923-nucleotide messenger RNA. The record is from the annotation of a GenBank genome assembly. Lineage: Eukaryota; Metazoa; Chordata; Actinopteri; Gobiiformes; Gobiidae.